CAAAAAUAUGACACUUGGCCCAUGCUCACAUUAUGAUCAUUGAAUACGAAAAAUGGGCGUUGACUAUAUUUAUUGUGAUCUCAAUGAUAUCACGAAGCGGUAACUCACAGAUGCCAAUGACUAGUAUGUAUGGCAUGGUACAGCCACCGUUGUUUGGGAUGCCGAUGACAAUGUACGGUAUGCAACCGCCACGACCACCAGUUAUACAAACUGUACAAAUCUUAGCCGAUGUCGAGUCCGACAAUGACGACAAUAUCAAACCAAUGAGCAAUAAAAUGUAUGACAAGAAUAAUCAGGAUAAUAAUGUCAAAGGUUUCAACGAUUUGACACGUAUGCAAGCUCGUGAUCCCCCGCCCAUGCCUCCUCCCAUGCCUCCGCAUGAUCCUCCACCUAUGCCUCCGCCCAUGCCCAUGGGUAUGCAGAUGCCUGUGCCUAUGCCGAUGACGAUGCAGAUGGCUGGGCCUAUACGAGCAUCCAUACCGGCGAUGACACCCCCUUCCUUCUGCCAAAACAAACCUCGUCACAAAAACUGCCCACCGUGCCCUCCCUGCCUGUGUUCUCCAUCCUGCACUCCAUCCUUCUAUUCCUACUGCUCGUCAUGUCAUAAAAAAUGUAGAUGUCGAAGUCGGGACGAAACACCGUCUCCACGACCGGCGGUGUCAAGUCCAGAAUAUGCUAUUCCUUUCGCUCCUGCUUUAGCACAUGUGGUUGUUCCUUUAGGUGAUUAUUAUAAGGAAAAAAAUCAUGUCCAUGAUACCGAAGAAUCUGAGGAUAGUGCUAGUGAAAGUUGUGAAAAGCCAGAGGCAUUGAAAAAGAAAACCACCAGGCGUAGACAAAAUUUCCGUAGGUUAGAUCAAUCAGACGUAGAUUUUGAUGGACGUUUUGUGCGGCCUGAGAUAUCGUACAUUGCUGAUAAUGGGGAAGUCAAAAUCAGAAGACGUCUUAGUAAUGCUGAAGCAGAAAACCUACUCGGUGAAGGCAAUAACAACAACGAAUUAAAGAGACAAACAUCACACCAUUUAGAUAAACAGUCAAAUUCAAGAGUAAACGUUAUAGCUGCUCCUUCUGAGCUGAUGAUUGAGCAAGAGCCAAUUGCUAUUAACCUAAAUCAUGGUCCUGCUAACUCAGACUUUGUGCCAGAUUCUAUAUUUGAAAGUAUAAGAAGAAAACUUAUGAACAGUGAUGUAGAGCCAGAAACACUAAAAUCUGGUAAAAAACAUUUGGUGUUCAAACCUCCUCAUGAUAAAAAAAUCAGCAAUGUAUCAGUAUCAUUCAUGGUGACGUAAAAUACUACGGUUGUUGUACUCUGUUUAAAUGACUGACUUUUUGUAACAAGAUUUAGCGCUAAAUUCUUAUUUAAAAUUAAUUUAUUUUUAUUUAUUCAGUAAGUUAAGUAUUUGUAAAGAGGUAAAUACACUUAGUACAUUCUUUAGACCGAUUUGUUACGUAAGAUAGUAGAGUCUGCAGCACAUGAUAUGGUUUUCAAACCAGUGAGUUGCGUAAAUUAGUUUCAAUCGAACAAUGGAAAAUCAUACAAUGAUUUGAGAUAACAGCCCUUACACUACAGUCUUAAGCACUAUAUAACGUCAAAGUUUUUUUGAUUUCUCACAUUUUCCAUUUCCAUAACUGUUGAAACUCUAAUGACAUCGCUAUCAGGAAAAUGUUUAAGUCUAUAUAUAUUGUUUUAAUACUAGCGUAUCAAAUAUGUUUUUCCCUAAGUGAAUUGAGCGAUUUAGAUGAUGAAAUUUUUGAUAUACUGAAUAAACCAUCGAUGGACGAUCAAUCAGAUAGUGAUCGAUUAGAUUCAUUUCUGAUGAAAAAUCAGCUACAUAAAGAAUUUGAUCAAAUGAACUCUGCUUCAAUGAUGUCAGUGCCGAAAAGUGAUUCAUCAUUAAAAGAAUUUAGACAAUUGCAAGACAAAAUUAUUAAUGAAAACAAUGAGGAAAUAUUAAGACGAAUGGGUGGAUUGAGAGUAGGCCUGAAUUCGACGCCGCCAUUACCGAUCGUGCCGGCAGUGCCGGCACUACCGGCUAUGCCUGUGGUCCCGGUACCGAUACCGCAGCCGAUCGUGAUUCCUGGGAAGGUAUACUAUGAGCCUGUGAUACAUGAUCAUCCACCACUGCAUAAAAUAAAAAAGCUGCUGAAAUUGAAAGGAAAGAAUAAGGAGAAGUACUUAAACGAAGAUUCAAGUGGUUGCGAUGAGUCCAGCGAGACUUCCGAUGACAGCUCUAGCAACAGCGCGAGCACAAACUCUGAAACCGAUACAUCGUUUGAAUAUUACGACGAUUUCUUCGGCGUCCGCAAUUGACAUGCUUUCAGUCAAUCCAAUGUUGAUUUCUUUACUAUUACUGCUACAAUUAAGUAUGUCUCAUUUAAUUACAGCAAAGUAUGAAUCAUUGACUUCAUUUAUGUUUUGUGAUGUUUUUUAUACAUGUUCUUAUUUUUAUAAUAAAACUUGUAAUUAUUAUAAACGUUUGCAUUUUGUAUAUUGUCCUUUAUAUCAUUUAAUUUCUAAGUAAAUUAUUUUUAUCAACACUACGAC
Molecule: messenger RNA, 2542 nt
Organism: Plodia interpunctella (Indianmeal moth)
Lineage: Eukaryota; Metazoa; Arthropoda; Insecta; Lepidoptera; Pyralidae
Product: actin-binding protein WASF2-like
Exons: 2
Coding region: 33-1286 (417 amino acids)
Source: RefSeq, a predicted model, not a curated record